AUGGCCAACGCAACGGUCGCAUCGGACUUACCUCCCUUGCCCUCAUACACUCUUUCACCCAUGCCCGACCUGCUGCCAUUUAUUUCCGACUUCUGGCUCGGUCUGCUUCUCCCUGUCGCCGCCUACUGGGCGCUCUCCAUGUUCUUCCACGUCCUCGACGUCUACGAUCUCUUCCCACAGUACCGACUCCACACUCCCGACGAAAUCACGUCGCGAAAUCAUGUAUCGCGUUACGAAGUGGCACGCGACGUCAUCAUCCAGCAGGUCAUUCAGGUCGCUGCCGGCGCUCUCCUGACCGUGCUCGACCCGCCGCAGAUGAUUGGCAAGGAGAACUACGAUGUGGCGGUUUGGGCAACUCGUAUCAGGACCGCGCAGCGAGCUCUGCCCGCCCUGCUCAACUUCCUGGGCUUGAACGCCGCGGCCAUCUCCAAGAACAUGUCGGCGUCGCAUCCGCUUCUGGCCGGUGCUCUCGCCGGCGGUCACUAUCCCUUCCUCACCACGUCUCUCGACGGCAUUGCCAGCACGCCUACCUUUGCCAACUGGGAGAUCAUGUUCGCCAAGGCCAUCUACUAUGUCUUGAUUCCCACUUUCCAGCUUUGGUUCGCUGUUGUCUGCGAAGACACCUGGCAGUACUGGUGGCAUCGGUUCAUGCACACCAACAGGUGGAUGUACACUACGUUCCAUUCCCGGCACCACCGUCUGUACGUUCCCUAUGCCUACGGUGCCUUGUACAACCACCCCUUCGAAGGCUUCCUCCUCGACACGGCCGGUGCGGGCGUCGCCUAUCUGCUGUCAGGCAUGACCCCUCGCAUGAGCCUCAUUUUCUUCACGGGCAGCACGAUCAAGACGGUGGACGACCACUGCGGAUAUGCCCUGCCGUGGGAUCCUCUGCAGCGAAUCACCAGCAACAACGCGGCGUACCAUGAUAUCCACCACCAGAGCUGGGGCAUCAAGACCAACUUCUCACAGCCUUUCUUCACUAUCUGGGAUCGAGCCCUGGGGACCAUGUGGAAGGGCGACGCAAGCCUUCGCUAUGCCAGAGAUCGCGCGAGCGCCGUCAAGAAGGCAUCCGCGGCCAAGUCCGAGUAG
Molecule: messenger RNA, 1089 nt
Organism: Thyridium curvatum
Lineage: Eukaryota; Fungi; Ascomycota; Sordariomycetes; Thyridiales; Thyridiaceae
Exons: 2
Coding region: 1-1089 (362 amino acids)
Biological process (GO): lipid biosynthetic process
Molecular function (GO): oxidoreductase activity; iron ion binding
Source: RefSeq, a predicted model, not a curated record